AUGAAUGCACAAGGGGGUAACACAGAGGAAGUUCAAGGUAAUGCAACUUCAAACACAGUAGAGGAAGGGGGUGUUUUAGACAACACAAGCAGCACUGUAGGCUACAGAGAUAAUUGGCCAUCUUUCUGGUUGAAUUACGAGGGAGGGUACGAGUCAGAGCAAAGAGAUAGUGAGGAUGAAGGCUCAUUAGAUGAAAGUGACAUAGAAGAAUUCAAGAACAAGCUCCAGCCCCAUCUCAGGUUAAGAAAACUCAGGAUGAGGAAGAAGAUUAAGUAUCCAUUCUUCAAUGAGGACAUGGAUAUGAGUUCAGUGUACUUUGCACCUGGAUUGAAGUUUACAUCAAGGAAGGAAAUAAAUGAUGGGCCUAGCUGUGAAUAUGAACAAGUUUGGCAAAUUAAAAGCAUUCAACCAUUGCACACUUGCAGUAGAACAUUUAAGAAUAGGUUAAUUACAGAAAAUUGGGUGGCACAUGAGUUCCUAGAUAAAAUUUUAAGAAAUCCCAAGAUGAAACCAAGGGAAAUCUGUGAAGAAAUAACUGCAAAUUAUAAGAUCAAUGUCACUCUUAGAAAAUAUCAGAGGGCAAAGGAUAAGGCAUUGAAUGCUAUAGAGGGACUGAUGGCAAGACAAUAUGGGUUGCUUAAACCCUAUGUGAAUGAAAUCUGUAGAUCAAAUGAGGGGAGUACAUGUGUGCUUAAAGUGGUGGGUGGAGGAUCACGCCCAUGCACAUUUCAAAGAAUCUAUGUGUGCUUUUCUGCUUUGAGGGAUGGAUUUGUCAAGUGUUGUAGACCUAUUUUUGGUCUUGAUGGAUGCUUUCUAAAGCAUGCUUGUGGUGGUCAAUUACUGUGUGCUGUUGGUAGAGAUGAUGGUGAAGGUUGGACUGUUCUUUCAGAUCAACAAAAGGGACUAGUUCCAGCUAUUCAUAAAAUCUGGUCUUCAAUAGAGCAUAGGCAAUGUGCUAGGCAUAUUUACUCUAACUGGAGGAAAAUACAUGGUGGUAGGCAACUUCAACGUGUUGAUAACAACAUGUCUGAGACAUUCAACUCAUUCAUACUUCUUGCAAGAUAUAUACCAAUAAUAUCUAUGUUAGAGGAUAUUAGAUUGGCUUUAAUGGAUAGAAUGCAAGAAAAAAGGAAACUGAUUAACAGGUUUGUGGAUGAGAUUUCUCCUAGAAUUCAGAAAAGGCUGAAAGAUGCUUAUAAUGAGCAAAUAAAUUGUGUUCCACAUUGGAAUGGUUCUGGAGAUGAAAGUGGCUUUGAAGUCAUUCAUAGAGGGGUCAGUCACGAGGUUCAUUUGGGUAAUAGAACAUGUUCAUGUAGAGAAUGGGAGUUGACAGUGAUUCCUUGUGCUCAUGCUAUAAGUGCUAUCAUGUUAAUGAGACAUAAGCCUGAAGAUUAUAUUGCACAUUGGUAUAAAUCUGAGAACUAUGUAGCCACCUAUGCCAACUUAUUGAAUCCAGUUGAAGGUAGCAGAUUUUAG
Asparagus officinalis (garden asparagus) is the source of this 1476-nucleotide messenger RNA. RefSeq lists its product as uncharacterized. Gene Ontology annotation, molecular function: zinc ion binding. The coding region runs from base 1 to 1476 and encodes 491 amino acids. NCBI's taxonomy places the organism in Eukaryota, Viridiplantae, Streptophyta, Magnoliopsida, Asparagales, Asparagaceae. The record is from RefSeq and is a predicted model, not a curated record. The transcript has 5 exons.